Molecule: messenger RNA, 1698 nt
Organism: Penicillium subrubescens
Lineage: Eukaryota; Fungi; Ascomycota; Eurotiomycetes; Eurotiales; Aspergillaceae
Product: MDR family MFS transporter
Exons: 6
Coding region: 1-1698 (565 amino acids)
Biological process (GO): transmembrane transport
Molecular function (GO): transmembrane transporter activity
Source: RefSeq, a predicted model, not a curated record
AUGAGUGGAGUCCUUCAAAAUACCUCAGGCCAUUCCAGCCCCGAUGGCUCAGAUGUCAAUGUCGACGUGGCAGACAAAAAUGGGACCCAUGUGGUCUUCAACGAGCAAACAAAUUAUGUGCCCAAGCGCAUAAUCAUCACAAUCUUUCUGGCUUGCUCCAGCGUCGAUCUACUGGCUCUGAUGGACCAGACGAUGCUCGCGUCGUCUCUCUCUAUCAUUGGAAAUGCGUUAGGUGCCAGCGAUCAAACAUCUUGGAUCUCGGGAGGUUACUUUGUAACAUCAACAUGCUUCCAGCUCAUCUACGGCAAACUUUCUGAUAUCUGGUCGCGAAAGAUAGUUCUAUUCGUCGGCCUCGCUAUUUUUUUCAUUGGCUCACUAGCGGCCUCACUCUCCCAAACUGUCACCCAGCUUAUCGUCUUCCGGGCAUUGACUGGUGUUGGUGGUGGCGGGUUGAUGACGGUUGCCCAGAUGAUCGUGAGUGAUGUCGUUCCUCUGCGUGAACGAGGUAAAUACCAGGGCAUCCUCGGUGCUGUGGUGGCAAUUGCAAAUGGCAUUGGCCCCGUUAUUGGUGGUGCCCUGGCAUCAAUCUCAGAGGACUCAUGGCGAUGGAUAUUCCGUAUGAACCUGCCGUUGACAGCCGUGACGACACUAUCUGUGCUUUUUUUCAUGCCAUUGAGGAAGGUCGAAGGUGACUGGCGGCUUAAACUAAAAGCAGUAGACUUUUUUGGUGCACUACUGGCUCUAGGAGGCACAUCAGUGUUCCUAUUAGGGCUGAAUUGGGGAGGUGGUGAGUACAAGUGGUAUUCAGCACAUGUCGUUGCGACUUUGGUCGUCGGUUUCGUUAUCUCAAUUGCAUUCAUUGCAUGGCAGUGGAAGGGUGCAAGAGUGCCAUUGGUGCCAAUGCACAUAUUCGCCAGCCGAAUUGUCAACGGAUCAUGCUUGACCAUGUUCGUCAAUGGAUGGAACUUCUUGGUUCAGGUGUACUAUAUCCCUACCUUCUAUCAACUGGUUUUUGGAUAUUCGACUGUUGUCUCGGGUGCAAUGCUUCUUCCAAUCACAUUGAUGCAGACCGUCAGUAGUACUCUCUCUGGUCUUGUGGUCCACUGGGUCGGUCGUUAUCGUGAAUGUAUUCUAUUCGGCUGGGUAAUUUGGGCAGUCGGACUCGGGCUUUUUUCGACGCUGGAUGAGUCUUCUGGUAUAGGGAAACAAAUUGGAUACGGUAUUCUGACAGGUGUUGGCGUUGGAAACACCUUGCAGCCGUCUCUCAUUGCGGUCCAAGCGGGUGUUGAGCGCCGAGAUAUGGCCGUUGUCACUUCAUUCCGAAACUUUGUCCGAAACCUUGGAGGUACACUAGGUCUUGCAAUUGCAGGAACAAUCAUUAACAACGUCGUUGCAUCUUCCAUCUCGGUCCUCGAUCUCGAUCAAUCCCAAUCGCGGUCUCUACUGUCAAGUCCACAGUCUUACCUUUCCAGCCUCUCGGCUGAUGAUGCCAAGCAAAUUCGAAGCGUUUUGAUUCCCGCCUACAAAAAGGGCUUUCGGAUAAUCUUCAUUAUUGGCGCGGCAUUGGCAGCAUUUGCUUUCUUCUUAGCAUGCUGGCUCAUGCCACAAGUUGGGCUGAAGCGAGAUGACGACGAAAAGCUGAAGGAGGAGGGAAAGAAACGGAUUAAUGGAGAGCUUGAUGAGGAGAAAACGGGCUGA